GCGUCGGCUGAGUUUGAUAGGCGUUCGUAUCCUGCGUCUUCGCAGUCAUAAAUGUUUGCAAUCAUACCCUCUUCUUUUUUUAUCGGCGAAUUUGGUUACAUAAUAUAUGGCUUGAUGCUUAGGUGUGACUAAAAGUUGAAUUUGGACUUGGUGCCCUCUCAAUGUGAAGUCCUACAGUCAAGAAUGAAAAAGCGGUCACUGGAAAACAAAGUUGCUUCAAGCAGUACGAACUGUUGGAUAGAUCCAGCUUUCACCGAUUUGCCAGGAGAGAACUUACAUGUUUCUGGAAAGAAAAGGGGUCAGGUUUUGGGUUCCAAAACUGAAGCAGUGAGGCCUCGCAAGAGGAAAGGAGAGACCGUCAGCUCAGACCCUCGUACGAUGAACCCACAGAAACACUCUGGCCACGAGGAACAGGAUGAACCCUGGGUGGACAGAUACACGCCAUGUUCAAAGGAUGAUUUAGCUGUUCACAAGAAGAAGACAGAAGAGGUGGAGAGCUGGCUGAGAGUCCAUACAGACACACGACAGGGUGGACUAUUGCUGCUCACCGGACCACCGGGCUGUGGAAAGACUGCUGCAGUCCAGGUUUUGUCUCGCGAGCUGGGCUUAAGAAUUCAUGAGUGGACCAAUCCCCCUAACCUAGACUCAUACACCAUCAGUCAGCAUGACAGGAUGACAAACAGCUUAUCCAGUAUCUCACAGUCAGCCCAAUUCCAGGAGUUCCUCCUAAGGGCCAACAAGUACAGCUGCUUGAAGAUGGUGGGUGAUGGCAGACCUACACUCAUUAAGCUCAUAAUGGUUGAGGAAUUCCCAAACCAGUUUUACCGAAAACCGAGUGAUCUGCAUGAUAUUCUGAGGUACUUUGUGAAGACCAGUCGAUGCCCCCUGGUGUUCAUUGUGUCCAACAGCCCAAGUGGAGACAGUAGUUCAAGAUUCCUUUUUCCCAGAGAAAUCCUGGAGGAGCUGGACAUCAUUAACAUCAGUUUUAAUCCAGUGGCUCCAACUACUAUGAUGAAGGUUCUGAAUCGUAUUCUAACCCAUGAGAAUGGAAAGAGCAAUGGAAGAGUCAUUGUCCCAGAUCAGACAGUGUUGGAGAUGGUGUGUUCAGGAAGUUAUGGAGACAUUCGCAGUGCCAUUAACAGCCUGCAGUUUGCCUCAGUUCCAGACUAUUCACAGGAAAAGGAUGUGUUGAGGGGGAACAAUCCUUUGAUAUUACAGGGUAAGGCAGUUUCCAGAUCCACCAUAAGGAAGAAAUCAAAACCAACAAAGGGACAGGAAGAACAACAAACCUUUGGAAAGAAGGAUACUUGUCUGUUCCUAUUCAGAGCACUGGGAAAGAUACUGCAUUUUAAAAGGGGGAGUCCUGAAGGUGUGAAAGCAGCCGAAAGUGCCUUUGGACGGUUACCAUCACACCUUUCGCAACACCACAGAGAGAAUUUACAGGUGGACCCUGAGUGGGUUUUAGAACGUUCGUAUGUGUCUGGGGAGUUCUUCAACCUGUACCUGCACCAGAAUUACCUGGAUUUUUUUUCUGGGAUGGAAGACGUCGAUAGAGCCAGCGAGUAUAUGUCUGACGCUGACCUCCUCACAUCUGAUUGGAUGAGUAGUAAUACCAUGGGGGAAUAUGCGUCUUCAGUUGUCACCAGAGGGCUUCUUCACUCCAACUCUCAACAAGUAGCUGUUGGCUUCAGACCACUGCACAAGCCCAACUGGUUGCUGGUCAGCAAGAAGCAUCAGGAAAACUGCCUGGCUGCUCAGUGCCUGUUUCGCCACUUCUGUAUGACACCAGUCAGCCUUCAGACUGAGUUGCUACCAUAUCUGGCCAAAUUCACCAACCCCUUGAGGAACCAAGAUCAGAUAACGUUUAUCCAGGAUGUGGGUCACAUGUCACUGAAGAGGUUCCCUGUAAGAUUAAAACUGGAGGCCCUGACUGACCAGGAAGGCCAGCUGAAAAGUGAAAGUGAGGAGGACAUAGAGGAUGUACAGGAAGGAUCUGAGGAGUGUCUAUCAGCCAGUCAACCGCAGCACCCAGCAACUGGUAUCGAGGAGGAGGACAUAAUGAUUGAAGAAUAUGAUAGUGAAUAAUGCAUGUAAUACAAAUCUGCACUGACCAUAAUCCAUAAUGUGAGAUUGUUUGUUUAUUUAUUUAUUUUGAGCUGAGUUCAGGAAGUUUAAGGACAGAUAUUCAUUCUUUCAUCUAAAAGAAACCGUUCAUCAGCAUUUGGAUGAGGGCUUCAUAGAAGGUAUACAUUUUCAUAUUACCCGACACGUAUAUUCCUUCAUGUUCCUUCAAGGUUCGAAGUCCUCCAUUCCAAAAAACACAUUACCCAUUUUGAUUCGAAUCGUACUAUGACUUUUGCAUGCAUCUUCCAAUGUUACAUCACUUCAAGUAGGGCGCUGUACACAAUUCCAUCGUUUCCAUAACCAACAUACGUUCUCACAUCAAAAUGACUGAACGAUAUUUUAUUUACCUCAUGAAUAUUAGUCUUGAUGAGAAUUUAAACUAUUUCAUCACAGGACUCUUGAGUUUUAGAUUUGGGACUCUAUAGGCUGGAGGAAUAUUGAUUGUCAUGUGAUUAUUAUUUGAAGUUGGACUGAGUAAGUAGUGUUACACAUUUGCAUGUUACAGUAUCAUAUAUAUAUAUAUAUAUAUAUAUAUACACACACACACACACACACACACACACCUGGGGUAGGCCACAGCGGACAUCAGAUCUAUCAGACAAAAACUGUUGUACAAUACCCUCUGACUCCUGUCUGUUAAUUAAGCCUUUAUCAAAAACAGGGACUGAGUUGAUAAUCCAUAACACCUCAAUUUUGCAAUUAGAAAGUCAUGGUCUAUCAAAUCAAAUGCAGCACUGAAGUCUAAAAAUAUAGCCCCCACUAAGCUACCUUUAUCCACAUUUUGACAUCAGAUUGUCUAUAAUAUGAGCCAGUGCUGUGGUCGUAGAAUUACCUUGUUUUUAAGCAUGCUGAAAUUUAGAGAGCAAGCCAAAUUUAACAAAAUUAUGCUGAAUCUGCUCACAUAAGAUUGUUUCCUACAUUUUUCCCAAAACAGAUAAAAUACUGAUGGGAUGACUAUUACCCCCAUUACAUGGAGACAUUUUAUCUUUAGGAAUAGCAAUUACUUUUGAUGCUUUGCUCUGUGAAGGAAAAACCCUGCACAAUAAACAGUUAUUAAAUAUAUCAGAAUCAGAAUCAUCUUUAUUUGCCAAGUAUCAGAAUCAGAAUCAGAAUCAUCUUUAUUUGCCAAGUAUGUCCAAAACACACAAGGAAUUUGUCUCCGGUAGUUGGAGCCGCUCUAGUACAACAAACAGUCAAUUUACAGAACACUUUGGGGACAUAAAGA
Molecule: messenger RNA, 3349 nt
Organism: Phycodurus eques (leafy seadragon)
Lineage: Eukaryota; Metazoa; Chordata; Actinopteri; Syngnathiformes; Syngnathidae
Gene: rad17
Product: RAD17 checkpoint clamp loader component
Exons: 17
Coding region: 184-2085 (633 amino acids)
Biological process (GO): DNA damage checkpoint signaling; mitotic DNA replication checkpoint signaling; DNA repair
Molecular function (GO): chromatin binding
Source: RefSeq, a predicted model, not a curated record